AUGCUUUCAGGUUUAGUGAGGCUGACGUCGCUUAAAACCACUGGCUCUACUUACAAGCAUCCGAGAUUAUUUUCAACAAUGAGUGAUAGAACCACAGAACUGAUUCAAUCCUAUGAAUUAGUCAAUUCCAAGAUUAGGCAAGCCGCUGAACAAUAUUCUGUUGAUGCAAAGAACGUGCAAUUACUGGCUGUGUCGAAAUUGAAACCUGCUUCGGAUAUCAAAAUCUUGUACGAUCAUGGUAUUAGGCAUUUUGGUGAAAAUUAUGUACAAGAAUUAAUUGAGAAAGCAGCCUCACUGCCAAACGAUAUCAGUUGGCACUUUAUCGGUGGGUUGCAAACUAACAAAUGUAAAGAUCUAUCAAAGAUUAAAAACUUAUAUGCCGUGGAGACUGUGGAUUCGUUAAAGAAAGCAACGAAACUGAAUGAAUCUCGUUUGAAAAAUAGUCCCGAGGAUCCUCCAAUCAAUUGUAAUAUACAAAUAAACACAUCAAAUGAAGAUGUGAAGUCAGGUUUAACGGAUGAGGAUGAAAUUUUCCGGAUCAUUGAAUAUUUCUUGAAUGAAAAUACAAAUUCAAUAAAAUUAAAUGGGCUAAUGACAAUUGGUUCAUGGAAUGCUUCUCAUCAAGAUGACCCAAAUGUCGAUAAUCAAGAUUUCACUAAAUUAGUGGAAUGGAAAAAAUUAUUGGAUUCAAAAUAUAAUCUAAAUCUAAAAUUAUCAAUGGGUAUGUCAGCAGACUACAGACAAGCCAUCAGACAAGGUACAUCAGAAGUUAGAAUUGGUACCGAUAUUUUUGGAGUUAGACCACCAAGAAACUAA
This is a messenger RNA of Tetrapisispora phaffii CBS 4417, 816 nucleotides long. Its product is annotated as pyridoxal phosphate homeostasis protein. NCBI's taxonomy places the organism in Eukaryota, Fungi, Ascomycota, Saccharomycetes, Saccharomycetales, Saccharomycetaceae. Gene Ontology annotation, molecular function: pyridoxal phosphate binding. The coding region runs from base 1 to 816 and encodes 271 amino acids. Gene Ontology annotation, cellular component: intracellular anatomical structure. The transcript has a single exon. The record is from RefSeq and is a predicted model, not a curated record.